AUGCCGGUCACGGCGUGGAACCUGGACGCGGCCAUGGAGCUCAUGGCCUCGCUCCUGCCGUUGUUCCCCUACGUGGCCGUGGACACGGAGUACCCGGGCGUCGUGCACCACCACAGCCACAGCCCGAACGCCGCCGCCGCUGCCACCGCCGAGGAGCGCUACGCCGUGGCCAAGGCCAACGUGGACGAGCUCCCGAUCGUGCAGCUCGGGAUCACGCUCUGCGACGACCAGGGCCGCCUGCCUGUCUUCCAAGACCACCUCACCGGCUGCCACGUGGAGGUGUCGUGGGAAAUCAACUUCACCGACUUCGACGCCGGCGUCCACCGACAUGCGCCCGAGUCGGUCAACUUCCUCCGGUCGCAGGGUGUCGACUUUGACCUGGCCCGCGCGCAAGGUGUCACCUCCAAUGCCUUCGGACACAAGUUCGUCUCCAUGCUGUCGUCGCCGUCGUCCAACGCGAACAAGCUCACGUGGGCGAUGUUCGGAGGCAUGUACGACCUCGGAUACCUGUUCAAGAUCCUCACCGGGGGCCAGCCGCUGCCGGAGAGGAAGGAGAUGUUUGUGCGUGAGGUCAAGGCUCGGCUCGGCGGCGGUAGGUUGUUCGACGCCAAGUACAUGGCGGAACGCUGCGGGAGGGGCGACCUGCGCGGCGUGGGGCUGAAACGGGUCGCGGCGAACCUCGGCGUGCCGAGGCAUUACCCGGAGCCGCCGUGCCUCGCCGGGCCCAAGAGCAUCCUGGCGUGCCGCAUCUUCACGGCGCUCCGAAGGUCUGUGUUUAGCCCCGACGGCGGCGCGUGCCUCGAAGGUUGCAUCGAUGGGAUGCAAUAA
Brachypodium distachyon (stiff brome) is the source of this 828-nucleotide messenger RNA. RefSeq names its product probable CCR4-associated factor 1 homolog 9. The record is from RefSeq and is a predicted model, not a curated record. The transcript has a single exon. The coding region runs from base 1 to 828 and encodes 275 amino acids. Gene Ontology annotation, cellular component: CCR4-NOT complex; P-body; CCR4-NOT core complex. Gene Ontology annotation, molecular function: poly(A)-specific ribonuclease activity; nucleic acid binding. Lineage: Eukaryota; Viridiplantae; Streptophyta; Magnoliopsida; Poales; Poaceae.